This is a messenger RNA of Medioppia subpectinata, 388 nucleotides long. The record is from the annotation of a GenBank genome assembly. NCBI's taxonomy places the organism in Eukaryota, Metazoa, Arthropoda, Arachnida, Sarcoptiformes, Oppiidae.
UGUGUGUUUUAAUCGCAAUCAAAAUAAAACCACUUCACAGCCAAAUUAAAGCCACAAAAUGCAAGCCAUUAAAUGUGUUGUCGUUGGAGACGGUUAUACGACAAACGCAUUCCCGGGUGAAUACAUACCGACCGUAUUUGACAACUACUCGGCCAACGUUAUGGUCGACGGAAAGCCCGUCAAUCUCGGCCUCUGGGAUACGGCCGGUCAGGAAGACUACGACCGACUGCGGCCCCUAUCCUAUCCCCAAACGGACGUAUUCCUCAUCUGCUAUUCGGUGGUCAAUCCGUCCUCUUUCGAGAACGUUAGGAUCAAAUGGUUUCCCGAAGUGAGACACCACUGUCCGGACAAACCCAUUAUACUCGUGGGCACUAAACUGGAUCUGCGA